AUGAACUCACAUUUUCUUCAUCCAAUAACAUUCAAAUCUAAUCAACUACAUAAUAAACACACACAAAAAAGAAGAAGAUGAAUCUUAUGUUUUACUUCCUUCUUUCCUUAACCACUGUUUUGGCCGUGACCGCAAGCCCUGGUCAUCCAGUUCUCGACAUUAAAGGUAAUAUCAUAUUCAGCGGCAGUUACUACGUUCUCCCCCGCAUGGUUGGCGCUGGAGGUGGCGGUCUGACUCUCGCUCCCCGUGUAGGCCACCAGUGUCCCCUCUAUGUCGGGAUGGAAACACAUGGCAACAAGGGCAUUCCCGUAAGAUUCUCAAACUGGGAAUCUAGAGUCGGCUUCGUUCCUGAAGCAGAGAAUCUCAACAUCGAGAUGGACAUCAAAGCUACGACCUGCGUUCAGUCAACCUAUUGGUAUAUCUCUGCGUCUGACAGUCACUUUAGGACGUCGCUCAUUGCGGCUGGUCCUAAGCCUAAUUACUUCCAGAUCAGGAAAGCCUCUGAAGAUCUUAACAGCUACAAAAUAGUGUGCUGUUCUGAGGAUGACGAUGAAGAUUGCAUGGAUGUCGGGGUAUUUAUGGACGCAUCUGGAAAUUGGCGUUUGGGUUUAAACUCAAAGCCAUUCCACGUUGUAUUCAUAAGAGCUAGUGAGGAUGAGACUUUGUCAAAGAUCAAGUCUAUUAUCUGAGAGAAAUUAGACUACAAAAUUAAGAGGCUUAAGAGUUUUAACGUACGACUAAUAAUGAAACCCUAUCUGUUUUCUUUGUUCAUCGAUCAUAAUAUAUGAGAUAAAACAUACUAUUUCGUUUGUUUCUUUUUUUUUUUG
Molecule: messenger RNA, 827 nt
Organism: Eruca vesicaria subsp. sativa (arugula)
Lineage: Eukaryota; Viridiplantae; Streptophyta; Magnoliopsida; Brassicales; Brassicaceae
Source: the annotation of a GenBank genome assembly